AAGCAGUUAACGCGCCUUCCUUUGCCAAAGCGGAGUCCUGCAUUGGGGUCGCUUCCAACGGUCUUUCUAGCGUCGCCUGGAGAGGUUUUCCUUUCAGAAUUUCCGGAUUCCUUCUUUGUGCUCUCCAAGGAGGGGCUUGAGGGGGCACUGAUGCCAUGCCCUUCUCAACCCAGCCUGAAACAGGCGAAGAGCAGAAUGUUUUGGUAGCAACUCUGGAUAAUGUCAGAAACCUCUCCAAUAUUUUGAAAGCCAUUCAUUUCAAAGACCACGCUAUCUGCUUCGUUACGUCAAAUGGACUCAAAGUCACAGUGGAAAAUGCAAAGUCUUUGCAAGCCAAUGCUUUCAUUCAGGCGGGAAUUUUCCAAGAAUUUGCAGUGCAGGAAGAAUCUGUGACGUUCAGAAUCAAUCUGUCUGUCCUUUUAGACUGUUUGACCAUCUUUGGAACAAGUUCUUUGCCAGGAACUCAAGCAGCCCUUCGGAUGUGUUAUCAGGGAUAUGGCUACCCUCUAACACUCUUUCUGGAGGAAGGAGGUGUGGUGACUGUAUGUAACAUCAACACUCAGGAACCUGAAGAGAUUCUCGAUUUUGACUUCUGCAGUACUAAUGUUGUAAAUAAAAUUAUCCUGCAAUCAGAGGGACUGAGAGAGGCAUUUUCUGAACUAGAUAUGACCAGUGAGGUGCUGCAGAUUACAAUGUCUCCAGACAAGCCUUAUUUCAGAUUAUCCACUUUUGGGAAUGCUGGAAGCACUCACCUGGAUUACCCCAAAGAUUCUGACCUUAUUGAAGCUUUUCAUUGUAAUAAAACUCAGACAAACAGGUACAAGAUAUCAUUACUCAAGCCAUCAAUUAAAGCAUUAGCUCUGUCUUGCAAAGUAUCCGUUCGGACAGAUAACCGAGGCUUUCUUUCAUUGCAAUAUAUGAUAAGGAAUGAAGAUGGAGAGAUCUGCUUUGUGGAGUAUUACUGUUGCCCUGAUGAGGACAUUACUGAAGCAGAACUCUAGCUAUAAUGAAGAUGUUUUUGAAUGAACACCCAAGAAAACAGUUCAGUUCCAGACGAUUGGGAAAGAAACAGAACAAGAGGAACCCUGAGCCAUUUAGGCUAGGGUGAGGAAAAAUGCAGAUGGAGACCAAACGCUUUUGAGUAGCUGCUGUUUGUGAAUGCCCCUGGAGGAAUGUGUUCAAUGCAAGUGGCUCAUAGUCUAGAACGAGAAUGCACAAUUUUUUUCCAGGCAGAGGUUUUGCUUCACCUCCAAAAGGAGGGCAGGGCAAAGGCAAAAGUAUUUUUAUUUCAGUUAUCUGAAAAAAAAUUAACAAUCACAAUUACAAGGGGCAACUUAAAGGAGCUAUCUAUAGCACUGAGGCUUACAAACCCAAUAUAGAAGCUAGAAAUGGGUCUCUGAAAUAGUGCCGAGAGAGAGAUAAGUUGUAUGCCAAACAGUGAGCCACUAAGUGAAUUGAAGUGAAAGUGAAUCCUUCCUUCCUUCCUUCCUUCCUUCCUUCCUUCCUUCCUUCCUUCCUUCCUUCCUUCCUUCCGCUGCCUGGUGGCAGAUUUGGCCAACAGCAAAACUGUGUUCUGUUCAUACUUUUUGUUUGAAUCUAGAAAGUGUCACAAGUUCUAAAUGGCUAUAUUUCCCUUUUUAUAUAUUGGGAAAUACGUUUUCAGAAAUACCUUUAAAUAUAAUCAUUUAAUAUUUAUUUUUUCUUGUCAUGAUAGCAGACUUAGAGCAGCCUAAAUCCUGUUUCCAUUUCUCCUAGUUUGAACUAGGGGGGCUUCCUCUUUCAGCCUGUCUCUCUCCCCACGCAAACAUAAGAAGAAAAUCACCACCACAGAGUGCUUGAGUAAAACAGUUAUUUUAUCUCUGUUUUAGAGGCCAGGACAGAAGAAACUCUCAAGAGUUUGCAAGAAAAUAAGUCAUUGAUAUGCUUAGAAUAUCAAUGUGUCUGUGUGUGAGAUGAAAAAUGAAGGAGGGCAACCCAGUUUUAUGUGUGUCCCUCCUCUGUGCCUAAUUCUGCCUUUUCUCAUGGUGGCUUAAUUGGAAGAUACUGAUGACUAGAAAUGGUAUUGGGGAGAGAAAGCCCUUUUUUCCCAGCAGAAAAAAUAACAUGGAAGCCAAUAACUAAUUUAAAGAGAUUAUUCUCAAAUUCAGUUAGGUGCUGAGUGUCAUUACAAGAAUAAAGGUUGUAGGCAAAACAAGCACCACUUCCUAGUAGCCAUCCUUUUCCCUGCUCACCAGCCACCACUGGAAAUCAAAGAAAUGACCUAGAUGGGAAAUCUACCUCACAUUGAUGUGUGCAUGUAGUAAAAAUGAAGUAACUCCCUUCCUGGUCAUAUCCUAAGGCUAAGCUUACGCAGUAGACUAAAUCCAAACUAAAUAAACUGCAUUAUGGUGUAGCACAAUGGAUAAACCAAGUCAUAAUAGAAGGAAAAGUAUCUCUCAAUGCACAGUUAAAAUCAGGAGUCUGUCACCGCCUCCACCCCUUUUUUGUAUGAACAAGAUGUUACCACAUCUUGUAGCUAGCUGGGUCAUGCUGUAGUGUCAAACACUAUUGCUGGUUCAUGGGUGUCUUUCUGAAAAGAAGGAAUAGAUAUUAAUCAUAAAACUGUGUUGCAAAAAUCUAAUCAAGUUAGAUGCCGAUUUCUCUUCCUUAUAUUAGGCAUAUCUUUCCCAGUCUCCUAUACUAGUCCUGCGUUGCCUAAAGAUCUGGGAUGGAACAAGUUAGUAGUGCCUUUUUAUCCUGUUUUAGGUGUUUGGUCAAUUUCUGUUCAGCAGGAAGCCUGCAGAAAAAAAGCAAAGAAAAUUGUUAUAGUUAAUAGGCCUGUAUCAAUAAAUAAUAGUU
Python bivittatus (Burmese python) is the source of this 2838-nucleotide messenger RNA. It is a transcript of the gene RAD1, whose product is annotated as RAD1 checkpoint DNA exonuclease. Gene Ontology annotation, biological process: DNA repair; DNA damage checkpoint signaling. Lineage: Eukaryota; Metazoa; Chordata; Lepidosauria; Squamata; Pythonidae. The record is from RefSeq and is a predicted model, not a curated record. Gene Ontology annotation, cellular component: checkpoint clamp complex; nucleus.